Molecule: messenger RNA, 3831 nt
Organism: Chroicocephalus ridibundus (black-headed gull)
Lineage: Eukaryota; Metazoa; Chordata; Aves; Charadriiformes; Laridae
Gene: MBD6
Product: methyl-CpG binding domain protein 6
Exons: 12
Coding region: 428-3463 (1011 amino acids)
Cellular component (GO): chromocenter; nucleus
Molecular function (GO): DNA binding; chromatin binding
Source: RefSeq, a predicted model, not a curated record
CGCAGCGCCGCGGCGGGGGAGGGCCGGGCCGUGCGGCCGCAGCCUCCUCCAGCCCCGGGGCGCGGUGCGGCCCCGGCCUCGGCCCCAUCACAGCCCCGGCGUUUCCCAGGACACGGGCGGCGUCGCCCCGGUGAGGCGCCGGGGUGGGGGGGCCAUACCCGGUGCCCCCCUUCCCCCGUGAGGCACGCCGGGAUCGCCCCCCCCCCCCACCUCCUCCCCCCGCCCCGCCGCCGCCGCCGCCGCGCGCGCGCUGUCCCGCCUCUUCCUGGCGGGGCCGAAGCGGGGACCCGGUGCCCGGUGCCGCCGCCAUGACCGCAGCUCCGGGGCAGCGCCGGGCACCGCCGCCCCCCGCCCGUGGGCUCGACGCCGAGAUGCUCGCAGGGAUAAGCAGUGCCCGCCGCAGGUGUCAGUGCGACGUGGGGCCACAAUGAGCAGCGGCGAUGGUGGCACCAGGACAGACCGACCCGCAUCCCCGUCGGCCGGGCCCGUGCCCGUGGGCUGGCAGCGCAAGGUGGAGGAGGGCUCUGUCUGCUACAUCAGCCCCAGCGGCGCGGCGCUGACCUCACUGGAGCAGACCUGCGCCUACCUCCUGGCCGACGGGACCUGCAAGUGUGGCCUCGAGUGUCCCCUCGACAUGCACAAGGUAUUUAACUUCGACCCGGGGGCAGCGGUGGCCGGGCGAGGGGCCCCUGGAGCCCAGGGCCAGCAGGACAUGACCAAACUCUGCAACCACCGCCGGAAAACAGCAGCCAUGGCCACGCUCUACCGCAGCAUGGAGGGCCCCCCAGGCCUCUGCCGCCCAGGCACAGGUCCCGGCCUGACCCCGCUGCUCUCAGCAGAGGGGCACCCGCCCACUGUCCCCAGCACCGGCACCCCCCUGCCCGGCGCUCUCGGCAGCUUCCCCAGGGUCCCCUUGGGGACGAAGACCCCGGAGGCCACAUCUACCCCCACGGGGACCUGGCUCGUCGCCUCGCCCUUCCUGCAGCCCCAUGGCAUCGUCCCUGGGGCCGCCGGCACCCCUGACGCCUGCUCACCUACUAGCCCCUGCUUUGGCCUCCCCUUGCCCCCGCCGGAUGCAGCCACUCCCCCCAGAUCCCCCGUGGCCCAGAGCCAGUGCCCCCCGGGCAGGACUAGCAACUGGGCAGGCCCAUCGCAGGGGGCCACUGGAGAAGGGCCGGGGCCGUCCCUGUCAGCCACCACCAGUGCCCCCCAGGUGGGCGAGGUGGAUUCUCCAGUCAGCGAUGCCUUAACCAGCCCCAGCAGCAAUAACCCACCAGUGCCCUUAGACGCUGUCCCCGAGGGCGGAGGCUUUUUGGGGCUGCCACCAACAAGCCCCCCCUUCCCUGCCAGCAGCCUGCUGAGCUCGGCCGCCGAGGCCCAGCUGGGCAGCCCCCACCCCACGCCCGCCCCCAGCACUUUACCCCCCUGCCCGCUCCCCCCCGCCACGUUGCUCUCUCUCCUGGCUGAGUGCGCCCCGGGCAGGGGGGCCCGAUGGCGCCCCGACCCCCCAGAGCCGGCAGCUUCCAGGGUGCCCCCUGAACCCAAAGGGACGCCCCCCGCGGUGAUCGGGCAGCCUCUGGUAGCCCUGCUGAGCCUGCUGGGUGCUCAGGGCUACCCCGGGGAAGGGGGUCCAGGGGGGUCCAACCUUCCACUGGGCCCCCUGCCUGCCACCAACGGCUCGCCCUGCCCUGGCACUGGGCUCCUGCCCCCUGGCCGGGACGUCAGCGGGCAGCUCCUGGGUCUCUUCGGGCAGCUGGCAGCAUCUUCCGAACCCACCUCAGGGACCUCCCCGCGGUCAAAAGCCUCUGGCCCGACCGGUGGCCCAGGUGCUGCAGCUUCUCCAGGUGUCCCCAAAGGCGCUGUGGCCCCAGGGGCUGGCAGUAAUCGGGAGGGGGGUGCUGGGGGGGUGCCGGGCUGCCCGCUGCCCCCUGCGACCAAACCCGUAGCCUUGGCGGGGCAGGAGCAGGCGCUGGCACUGGGGGGCUCCCUGCCACCGGGCCUCCUCCUGGCCACCCUGCCCUUCUCGCUAGCCCUGGGCCAGCACCCCCCAGCCUGCGGGGGAGACCCCGAGGGGCCCAGCCUGCCCUCCCUGCUGGCGGCCUCUCUGCUCCCGCUGCCCCUCGGCGUCUCCCUGCCCGCCCUGGACCUGCUGCCCUCGCCGGGGACGCUGCUCUCUGCCCUGCUGCCCCUGUCCCCCACCCCUCGCCAGAGGAGCCCCGAGGGCUGCCCGGCGCUGCCCAACCGAGCCCCGUUCUUCUCCGCGCUGCCCGCCUCCCUCGCCCUCCACCCUGCACUGCUGGCUGCCGGGUUGGGCCCCCCCGAGCCUGCCCCCGCCGCCCCCCCGCAGUCCAGCCUUGCCAGCCCCUCUGUGGCACCUACCUCGAGCGGCGCCCUCCCCGCGACUACUGAGCCCCCGGGCGAGGAGGGCCGGGCCCCCGCCAGCCCCACCAGCGCUCUGGAGCCUCUCAACCUGCUGGCGCCCGCCCUGCUCAGUGCCACGCUGCUGGGCAACGUACCGGCGCUGAGCCCCCUCCUCCAGAACCAGCCACUGCUGCCCCCCCUGGGACUGUCCCUAAGUCCGGGCUCCCCCCUCGGCACCGCUGGCCCCCUGGCUAGCCUGCUCCAGAGCCUGCAGCUGGGCCCCAGGUUCGGCUCCCCUGAGAAGUCGGCGACACUGUUGGGUCCCAGUGCUGGAGGCUCCCCCAGCCCCCCUGCACCUCCUGCCCCCCCCGAGGGCACCCCAAGUGCCUUAGAGCUCCCUGAGCCCCAUCCGGCCGAGCCGGGCAGCCCCAGAGCCAGUGGGGGUGCCCGGGGGUGCCCCACCUCACGGCUCCCCCGCAAACGGGGCCGCCGGUGGGCCGAGGGGCUCGACAGGGAGACGCCGUCCCUUUGUGGGCCCCCCAGCAGCAAGACCCCCCGGCGUGGGGCUGGCCGGGGGGGCUGGAGCACUCGGCGGCACUUCAACGGGCAGGUGGGGGACAAGGGUGGGAAGGGGCUUCCCCCCGCAGCCCCCCCGGCUCCCCACCCUGCCUGGCGCUGCAAUGGGAACAUCCUGGCCGCUGAGCAGCAGCUCAGAGUGGAGGAGAUCAAGCACCCCCCGGCCCAGCGCCCGCCUGGAGACUCCGCAGCGGAGGGGGCUCAGCACCAGCCCCGGGGCCGGCCCCGCUGCGGACCUGGCUGUGGCUCGGUGGCCUGGGCGCCCUGUCAAGAACCGCCGGAGGAAGCUGCUGACGUGACAGUGCCGGGGUGGGGGCACCCCCAGCACCCACCUAUGGAUCAUGGCUGGGGCGGGGGGGGGAUCACAGCCCCCCCCCCCCCGCCCUCCACCGCUGCGGGCCACAGGCACCGGCAGCACAUCCCAGCUGUGGGCAUGGCCCGCUCACCUGGGUCCCCCUCUGGCAGCGUUGUUGGGGGGCGGGGGGGGAUGCACUGGAGCGGGGGGGUUACUCCAAGCACAGAGUGACUGUCCCCUCCCCAGACGCAGCACUUCCGAAGCCAUUUUCUAUAUGGGGUGGGUCAACGGUGUCAUCGUCCCCCCCACCUCCGUCACCCUCGGGGAAGCCCCCAUGGCUGGGGGGACAGGAUUGGUGCUACGGGACGUACCGAGGGUGGGGGGCGGGGGGGGGGAAGCCAUCCCUGCCCGGGGGGCGGGGGGGCAGCUGUCUCCUCUCCCCCCCACCCCGGUACCUCAGGCCCCGGGGGUGUCACGGUCCCAGGGCCAGAUCUGCUCAGGGUUAGUUUAGCAAGAGGCUCUCCCUCACCAAAAAACAGGUGUCGUCCGCCCCCACAGCCCUUCCCAGCCCCCCCCCCCCUUGCCAUACCAGCAAUAAU